Lachancea fermentati is the source of this 2049-nucleotide messenger RNA. The record is from the annotation of a GenBank genome assembly. NCBI's taxonomy places the organism in Eukaryota, Fungi, Ascomycota, Saccharomycetes, Saccharomycetales, Saccharomycetaceae.
AUGAAUGUGCUAGUUUACAAUGGUCCGGGAACAUCUCCUGAUUCUGUGAAACAUGCUUUAGAAACUCUACGCCAUUUACUAGAGCCACAUUAUGCGGUCAGCACUACAUCACCAAAAGUUCUUCAAACGGAACCCUGGGCUAGUAAAACAUCAGCGAUAGUAUUUCCUGGUGGGGCUGAUUUACCAUACACGAAAGAAUGUGCCUCUGUCUUACCACUGAUCAAGAGAUUUGUGUCUAGGAACGGAGGAAGUUUUAUCGGGUUUUGCGCAGGUGGUUACUUUGCUACUAAUAGGGUUGAAUUCGCGUCUGGAGACCCGGAACUUGAAGUGAUCGGAGAUAGGGCUUUGAAAUUCUUUCCAGGGACUGGUCGAGGACCAGCUUUUGGUGGAUUCAAGUAUAACAGCGAAGCUGGAGCCAGGGCAGCCAAGUUAAAGUUAGCAGAUGGCACAGAAUUUUGCACCUACUACAAUGGCGGUUGUGUAUUUGCUGAUGCCAAUAAGUACGAAAAUGUUGAGGUGCUGGCCCAUUAUUCAGACGAGGUUGAUGUGGUGCACUCUGAAAAUCCCACAGACUUAGGCGCUGCCGUUGUUCUAUGCAAAGUUGGCGAGGGCAAAGCAUUAUUGACUGGGCCUCAUCCAGAAUUUGUGCCACGACUUCUUCAAAAGUCAUCUAACCAUGAAUAUAAUAACAAAAUCGUCGAGACUUUGAGGAAAUAUGAAGUUGAACGAUUGACUUUUAUGGGAAAUGCCUUAAGCAGAUUAGGUCUUCGUUGUAAUGAGAAUUACCUGUCAGCAGCUGUGCCUAAACUGACGCCUUUGUUAGUGUCAUAUCUUGGUGAGCAAGAUUCCACUAAUGAACUCGAAGAAAGGUUUCUAAACGGAGGUGCAAGCGAUGCACAUGAUCAUAUCAUCUUGCAAGCAGAAAAGGUGGCGUUCAACGUUUUUAAGGGAUUUAAUUCUUAUGAUAAAGCAGCUGCCAUCCUUGAAAAUAAAGAGCCCGAGGAUUUCGUUCAAAGCGUAAUACUUCCAUCGCAAAAUCAGCGAAUUCCUCCUAAUGAUAUGACGCCGAACUUUGACGUUUCAAAGUACUAUCAAUACUUGAAUCCAAAAAACUCUGUUGGUUCAAUUUUAAUGUAUGGAGAAGUUGUGACUUCCACGAGCGGAUUACUUAACUCUAAUAAAAGCUUUCUUUCGAGUUUCCCAGAAAAUUCUCUUCUUCACGUUGCCGCUGUUCAAGUCUCGGGACAUGGUCGAGGAGGAAAUGUUUGGGUAAAUCCAAAAGGUGUAUCUGCAUCUACAGCAUGUAUUAAUUUGCCUCUUCAAUCAUCACGAACUGGAAAACCUUUGUCUGUUGUAUUCGUCCAGUAUUUGGCAAUGUUAGCAUAUUGUCAGGCUAUCUUAAAUUAUUCGCCGGGCUAUGAAGAUUUGCCGGUAAGAAUUAAAUGGCCAAAUGAUCUGUAUGCUAUGAAGCCCGAAUAUUACCAUAAGAAAAAAUUGAAGCUAGUGGGAAAAGGUUCAUAUGACAAUCUAGUGCCAUUAAAUGAUAUUGAUCCAGCUUACGUCAAAAUUUCAGGUUUACUGGUGAAUACCAACUUCAUUAAUAAUAAAUACUCCUUGCUUCUCGGAUGCGGCCUUAAUGUUAGCCACGACGGGCCAACUACAUCUUUGAAGACUUGGAUAGAACUUUUGAAUAAGGAACGAGAGCAGCUUAAUAUGGAGCUUUUGCCCUACGUCGAGGUUGAGAAAUUACAGGCCCUAUACAUGAACCAUUUAGAUAUCAUUCUCAAGAAAUUUGUUGAUUAUGGUGCGGAGUCAAUCUUACCCGAAUACUAUAAACUAUGGUUGCAUACCGGACAAAUAGUGACACUCACAGAUCAUCAAAAUGUGCGAGCGAAAAUUUCAGGGAUCACUAAAGAUUAUGGACUCUUGAUUGCAAAAGAGCUUAUAUCCGGUACUAACACCCAAUUCACUGGAACAACCUUUCAUCUCCAACCUGACGGAAACACUUUUGAUAUAUUCAGGGGGUUGAUAUCCAAGAAGGCUAGUUGA